Falco peregrinus (peregrine falcon) is the source of this 2782-nucleotide messenger RNA. It is a transcript of the gene SETD9, whose product is annotated as SET domain containing 9. The record is from RefSeq and is a predicted model, not a curated record. The transcript has 6 exons. Lineage: Eukaryota; Metazoa; Chordata; Aves; Falconiformes; Falconidae. Gene Ontology annotation, molecular function: protein binding. Bases 59 to 994 code for a protein of 311 amino acids.
UCCAGCGAGGGCGGCGGGUGGGGCCGCCGUGAGGAGCGGGCGCGGGCAGCCCGGCGCCAUGCUGCGGGCCCUGCGGCGGCGCUGGGACGCCUACAAGUACCGCUUCGUGCCCUGGGUGGCCCUCAACCUCCGCCGCAAGCGCAGGACCCUCCGAUAUGUUCCUAAAAGCUCCCAAGACAAAAUUAUCUCUGAUGAAGAUGUCUUUGAAACACUGCUGAAAAUAUUUAGAGCUCUGUUCGUAAAUGACUUCAGUAGACAAGCACGUAUUUUGGCCUUACUUCCAGAAAUCAAAUGCAAAUAUCUGGAAUUACUGAAUUCUCAGCAGAAGCCAUCAAAAGUGAAUUCACGUGACCAUCAGAGCCAACGUGUUUUUAGUCCAGAGGAAGUUCUGUUUAAUACAUUAGGAUUCACUGUUAGUCGAGACCAAAGUUCCCUGAUGUCUGCUGGAACUGGAGUCUUUGUUAGCAAAGGUUUUGUACCAAAAGGGACGGUUGUAUCUAUGUAUCCCGGUACAGUAUACAGAAAGCAUGAGCCCAUCUUUUUCCAGUCCCUUGGCAAUCCCUUUAUUUUUAGGUGCAUAGAUGGCGUCCUUAUUGAUGGGAAUGAUAAAGGACUAUCAAGAUCAGUGUACAGGUCUUGCAGCAGGAGAGAUCAACUUGGCCCAUUCCAAAUGAGCGAUGAGAGCUGGCUUACAGCUGCCUUGCAAAACCCACUGGCUGUGGGACAGUACGUCAACAACUGUACACAUGAAAAAGCAGCCAACGUGUGUUAUCAGGAGUUUGAUGUGCCGCGGUAUUUUCCAAUAGAACUGAAACAGUAUCUUCCAAACAUCGUCUACAGCCAUGACAUAGAGAGAUCAAUCCCAUGGGACCAAAUUGGGCCUUCCUGGACUGGAACACUUGGCCUCCUUCCAAGCCUGAACGUUGUCUGUCAUAUUCAUCUGGAAGUCCUUCUCAGUCAGAGAGGGCUGGCUUUUUCAGGAAGAUUUAAAUAGCAGAGCUACAAGAGAGUGGCACAUGGUUCAGCAUGGCUUGCGCAAGUUUGCCAAAGAUGCCGUGGACAACUUCUAGUGACAGUCCUUGUGUCUUCACUGUGUGGUAACAGAUCAGAGCAGGCAGCAAUCUCCAGUCUACUGAAGGGUAUGCUCAUCCUCCAUCACUCUGAGGAUCCCUUCUCUGCAGCUCGCUCUGGGAGGAGGUCACUGGGCAUCUGUUGAUCUCUGAAGGGGAGGCUGGUUGUCAGGCUGCCUGCAGUAUUGCUUAGCUCAGCAGGGUUUAUGGACAGUUCGGGGAAUACUAGUCUCAGCCUGCCAGAGGAGGCAAGCGCUGUUCAUGUUCUCCAUGCUGAGAUGCUGUCGUGCGAGGGCGUAGAUUACUUCAGCUGUUUCAUUAUACACUUGUUAAUACUUUUUAAAUGACCGGAUUUGAAAGUACACACCUGUUUGCUGACUGUGGACCUUAGGUCUACAACUCAUUCAUUGAGAAAGGUUUGCUUUACUGCACUUGUUGCCUCCCGGAUGCCGCGGUAGCGGAGGAUCGCAGUGCUGAAGUGCAGGCUGCCUGUCACCGCUGACAUACGUGGGACUGGCUUCUCCUUGCUGAAAUACUGGAACCUGGCAGCCUGCUUCAGGGGCUGCUCGUAUGUGAGGGAAAGCAGGACCUGGCCUGUAACUAGCAGCAACAAUUGAUUUCUGUCUGCUGGUGGCUAGAGAAAGCCAAAAAGUGGCAGGAGGAGCAGGAGGUACAGUCAGGUGGUGCUACCGGGCAAGAAGCAGCACAACAUGGGGACUAGGCAGGAGAAAGGAAAAUGGAAAAGUAGAAAUAACGGUCCAUGAAGUGCUACAGCUUCUGAAAGGGCUUCAGGUGUAUCAGACUUUUCCUUGUCACCUUAGAUUCCUGUCUAUUCAAUGAAGGUGAAUGUCCUCAUUCCCUGUGUGCCCAUUCAUUACCACCAAACCAACACCACCAGCGCAGUGCAGAGAGUAGGAUACACUCUGACAUUAUUUAAGACAAUGUAUGAUUUAAUAAUAACUCAGUAAAAUUCUCUAUGCAAUCUAUUUAUUGUUUGUUAAUAAAUUAUUCAUUACAGUAAGUACAAUGUCUCUCUUGAGAGAUUAUUUGCCUGGGUUAUUUUAAUUAGAAUUUGCUAAAAAUAGGGACUGACUUGGCUAGUUCUGCCUCUACAUGCCUGUACAAUUAGUGGUAGAAGGAAGGGAAAAUCACACUAAGAUUUAAGGUAGUUAAACUGGGCAGAUCUGCAAAGUCCUUCUCCCACAUGAGACCCAUAGUCCGCAGGUGUUAAAAUGCUGUGCACAUUUAGGAAAGAAUCUGUGUCGCUGUACCCAUUUAAGAGAAAAUUUGUGUAAAUGUUACCAGCUGUGAUGCGCUGGCUGUGAUCUUCAGUGAGGAUCACCAACUGCCUUGAGCCUGGCUGGGGUGGAGCUAACUUCCCCCCAGCAGCCCUCACAGCAUCCUGGAUGUCUCUCCACCAUUCCCCUAACCCACAAAGGCCACUAGGCUGGGAGUAGGAAAGAGGGUAGGAGGGGACACAGCCAGAACAGCUGUCCCAAGAUGACCGAAGAGAUACUCCAUACCAUAUGAUGUCAUGCCCAGCAAUAAAAGCUAAGAGAAGGGAGGAAGGAAGGGGACAUUCAUUAUUAAGGCAUUUGUCUUCUAGUCCACUUGCUACACUUUACUGAGGCCUCCCAGGCAAUGGCUGGACAUCCUGCUGAUGGGAAGUAGAGAAUAAAUAUUUUUGUUUCCUUUUCCUUCUGCAUGGCCUU